AAUCAGAGAACCUGCUACUGAUGGGUGCGCUGUUGAGUGUUAAUUUGUAAUGCUUGGAUGAUAGGAUUUUAAAACAUUUUUCUUGUAGACAGACUUUCAGACAGAAUGUGGUAUAUCUUCCAUUUGAGCGUGAUUUUUACCAUUCUCCUUUGUGGCGUGUCAGCAGCACCAAAGAAGAAAGUUGUACCAAAGGGAGACAUUUGUUUGGAUAAAUGUGAUUCUAGGAAAUUGCUUUGCUACAAUGACUGCAAAUUUCCAGUUGCCAAAAACAGGACUAUCUUGUUCAAUUGUUUUCGUCGCUGCAAAAGAAAUCACAAGCGCUGCACCCUGGAAUGCGUCGACGAAGGAGGUACGGUAUCUAAGGCAAAAAAUAAAAAUGGUGGCGGUACCGAAAUUGAGGCUGAACGUAAAAAUAAAACAAGAUCUGAUCGAAAACAGAAAACCCGGAAAAACAAAAGUAAAAAGCGGCGAAAGGAAAAGAACAGAGAAGAACCAGAAAAUAACACAGAAAUCAAAUACACUGAACCUUGGUGGAUGGGAGAAAAUAGUGCCCUGGGUUGGCUUUUAGACCUGAUGGAGUUGUGAUCGUGCUGAUGUGGUGCCUGUCUUGUCUUAUGUGUUGACAAAUUUCAUUUUGUAUCCAUAGUGUUAAUGAUCAGGGUGUCAAAAUAUCGUUUUAUGCAUGCCUUCACUAUUAUAGCAGUUUUAGAAUAAAAUUUGAAAAUA
This is a messenger RNA of Ostrea edulis (European flat oyster), 726 nucleotides long. RefSeq lists its product as uncharacterized. The coding region runs from base 106 to 585 and encodes 159 amino acids. The record is from RefSeq and is a predicted model, not a curated record. The transcript has a single exon. Lineage: Eukaryota; Metazoa; Mollusca; Bivalvia; Ostreida; Ostreidae.